AGGUCUGCUAGCUUGAUGCAGGGGUGCUGCUGUCGACAGCCCACAGCUCCAGAAAAUAAAGCAGACUUAAUUUAUCCCGGGUUAUCAUAAUCGUUCCGGAAGAUGGUGGCUAAACAGAGGAUCCGGAUGGCCAACGAGAAACACAGCAAGAACAUCACGCAGAGAGGAAACGUAGCCAAGACGCUGCGACCACAAGAGGAGAAGUAUCCUGUGGGUCCCUGGCUGCUUGCCCUCUUCGUAUUUGUUGUGUGUGGAUCAGCCAUAUUUCAGAUAAUCCAGAGCAUCCGUAUGGGGAUGUGAUGCAGAAGGAAACACCCAGACUCCCUUAUCCCACUCAUGGCCUCACUGAGCCUGGCUAGCCCGCACCUGCACAGCCCCGACCCCUUCCAGAGGCCCAGAGACUGACACCAGAGCUUCGGAUCCAGCAGAGGGAGAAGCUUCCCCGACCAUUGCCUCAACCCGCCCGUCCCGGGGACACCCCCCUGCCCCCAAUCAGCGUUUACAGUGUUGCAGUCUGUGGUACUGACAGCUUUUCUAUGGACAGUCUAAAACCACGCCGGCUGGAGAACAUGUGUGUCUCAUUACUCACUUGGCACCUGAGUGUGAGUGUAUGCGUUGUGAGUGCCUGUUGAUGUGAGAGUGUGUACGGCCAGUGAUUCCUGCUGACAAUGUGCCAUAUCUGUCUGUGUAAGUAUUGGUCUGUGUUACGUGAGAAGAGUCUUUUUUCAAAUAAAUGUCAAACAUUUAGGGAGCGCCCAGUUUAA
Molecule: messenger RNA, 764 nt
Organism: Centropristis striata (black sea bass)
Lineage: Eukaryota; Metazoa; Chordata; Actinopteri; Perciformes; Serranidae
Gene: serp2
Product: stress-associated endoplasmic reticulum protein family member 2
Exons: 3
Coding region: 103-300 (65 amino acids)
Biological process (GO): endoplasmic reticulum unfolded protein response
Cellular component (GO): endoplasmic reticulum
Source: RefSeq, a predicted model, not a curated record